Molecule: messenger RNA, 1869 nt
Organism: Drosophila rhopaloa
Lineage: Eukaryota; Metazoa; Arthropoda; Insecta; Diptera; Drosophilidae
Product: actin-binding protein IPP-like
Exons: 5
Coding region: 115-1503 (462 amino acids)
Source: RefSeq, a predicted model, not a curated record
UUCAGUUUAUUACGCUCCGAUUUAUGUGAUAUUUCGUGAUUUGGAUCUAAUUCGAGGCAAAUUAUCGAUCGCUUUCACCAAGUUUAUGGACACAGCUAAAUUUUAAGUGCAAAGAUGGAUGAGAUUUGGCUAGAAAAUCAGGCAAAACAGGAAGGCCAAGAUGGUGAGGUGGACCAGGCCAUGAUCGAUUCUCUAGCUGCGGAUCUGGCUGCGGCAAUAAAUGGUACAUAUAUGAAGAAAAUUAAAGUGGAAUCAGAACUAAUAGAGUCGGAUCUUGAGCUUGAAGUUCAGUCCUCGCUGUCCGAUCAAGAUCUUACUAUUAAUGAGAACGUCAAUAUUACCGAAGACAGUUUUAAUUCGGAGACUUUAAGUCCCUUGUCAUCCGAAAAAAUAUUGAAGCUGGAACACCUAAACAACUCGUUUAGUGUUCUGCCCAAGCAAAGUCCUAGCAAUGAAGAUUUCAGCUGCUGGCAACCUACUAAAAUCGCCAUGGAUAAAGAGCUCCUUCGACUUCUGGGUGACCCAUCAUCCUGCUCUUUCAAAGUUUAUAUCGGCAAAUACAAAUUCCGCUGUCAUCUUCAUGUUCUUCAGUCGCACUCGUAUUUUCUGAGGUACAAAAGGGUGGACACCCUCUCUGUCCAUUUGCCGAUCAAAAUGGUGACCCCAACGGCCUUUAAAGUCCUCUACAACUGGAUGUUGGGCAUCAAAGGAGAACGAAAAAAGAAAGAAAGACCAAAGGGCUGCAACAUUGUGGAACUAUAUAGUGCGGUCUCGUUCCUGAAAGUCAAUGAGUUGCAGGAAUUCAGCUAUAUUUGCUUCAACGAUGGUUGCAAUUUCGGCAGUUUAGCAUUUAGACUGUUUCUAGAGGCUCAGAAGUUUGAGAUUCCCAUGAUUCAGACUCUCACGUUGUCUCGUAUUCAGGAGUUCUUCCUGCCUUUGGUGGCCUCCAAGGAGUUCUUGGAACUGGACUUUUAUUGGCUUCAGAAACUCCUGAAUAUGAACAAUGUGGGCGUGAACAGUGAGAUAGAGAUAUUUAUGACUGCAGUUCGCUGGCUCAGUCAUAAUUGGUCGGUUAGGAAGGAUCUGAUGGCGAAGCUAAUGAACUGUGUCCGUUUCUGCCUGAUUCCUCCGCUUUUCCUGAGGUUUCUGCAGGGAGAACAGAAGACUCGAGUGUUGAACAGCAUUUGCCAGUGUCCCAAAAUCAAGGAGACAGUCACCCGGGUCUUUGUAUACACCUCCACUGAACUCGGCGACCUGACGCAACGCUUCUGCGGUUUGGUCAACAACAUCGAUCCGCCGGAGCAGAGGAAGUGGAUAUUCGACAAGCGGUGCUCGUACCAUCGCCAUCCAGGUGGAAACCAGGGGCAGUUCUUCACCUACCAGCAGUUCCUCAACCAUUUGGAGUCGCUCCACGACUCGCUGCCCGAUCAUGGCUCCUGGGUCAACGGGGUCUUAGCCAAAUCCCACUCCAAGCCCAAAAAACAAAACCCAAAAACGCAAUGAGAAAGCCAGAAGGAAGUGUGCCGCAAUGUUUGGCCAGUCGCCUCGCAAAUGAGGCAGCUCCAAAGAGCCAAGCGACUCCAAUGGACUUUUGUUUGCCAUGCGAUUAAAAUGCCUGCUUUCGACUUUUGGCCAACAAAGUCAACAGAGAUUUUGCAACCACAAAGACAACAGUCAACUUAGCCAAGUUUACUUAACAAUGGCAAGCGGCGCUGGCGGAUUAAAGUGGAGUGUCUUUAUAACUAAUUAGGUAAUGGUUUGCAGGGAAACCAAUUCAUUAUUGUAAAGCUAUUUUUGUUUGCUUUGAAACUGUCUAAGGAAUGUGUAUCCUUUAUUUUUAAAUAAAUUUGUAAUCGGUUUUUUACGACA